This is a messenger RNA of Glarea lozoyensis ATCC 20868, 888 nucleotides long. RefSeq names its product S-adenosyl-L-methionine-dependent methyltransferase. The record is from RefSeq and is a predicted model, not a curated record. The transcript has 2 exons. Bases 1 to 888 code for a protein of 295 amino acids. NCBI's taxonomy places the organism in Eukaryota, Fungi, Ascomycota, Leotiomycetes, Helotiales, Helotiaceae.
AUGUCCACUCCCUCCCCAACCUCCACAGCCGACCUAGCCCUCCACUUCCUCGAAACCCGCUCCCCCUCACAUCCCACAUCAUCUUCCGCAUCCCUCCUCUCCCAAAUCUCGCACCGCCAAAAAAUAAUCUCCUACUUCUCCAUCCCCGCCGGCUCCCGCGUCCUCGAAAUCGGCUGCGGCCAAGGCGACACGACCAUCGUGCUCGCCGACACCGUCGGUCCCAGCGGUCACAUCGACGCACUCGACCCCGGAUCACCAGAUUACGGCUCGCCCUUCACCCUCUCCCAAGCACAAUCACACAUCCUUUCCUCCCCCCUCGGCCCACGCAUAACCUUCCACAACACCUCCCCCCUCGCCUAUCUAACCAGCUACACCGGCCCCCCCUACGAUUUCAUCAUCUUCGUACACAGCACAUACUACUUCGCCACUCCCUCCGUCCUGCCCUCCAUCCUCGCCAUUCCUCUCCUAGGCACGCCCAGAAUCUGCAUCGCGGAAUGGAGUCUGCGCGCGCGGACACCGGUCAGCUAUCCGCACGUGCUCGUCGUCCUGGUGAUGGCGAUGCUCGAGAAUAUGCGUCGUGGUGACGGGAGCGGGAAUGUAAGGACUGUGAUGGCGCCUGCGCGACUGCGCGAGGUGGUGGGGGAACGGUAUGGGGUGGUAAGGGAGGAGUAUCUGGGAAGUGGUGAGGGGAUGAGGGAUGGCGUGUGGGAGGUUGGAUAUAUUCUUCGUCGGGAGAGGGAGGGACGGGUGUUUGAGGGGGUUGAGGCGGGGGAGGGGAUGAGAGGGGUUGUUGGGGCGAUGGUUGGGGCGUUGGGGGAGGCUGUUGAGGGUCUAGGCGGGGUGGAGGGAGUUGAGUGUAUGGAUGUUUGGGUUGGGGUGUUUUCGUGA